AUGGAACCCCUUCCGAACGGCAAUUCCACCGUCACCAACGCCACCACGGCGUCAGCCACGGCCACAUCCCUCCCAUCACUUCACGCCGGAGUUCCGUCUUCCAAACUCAGCCAACUGACCGAGUCCUUGAAACUAGAACAUCAGUUCCUAAGAGUCCCAUUUGAACACUACAAGAAGACGAUCCGUGCCAACCACCGGGCUGUCGAGAAAGAGGUCUCAGCCGUCAUGUCUGGUCUAUCAGAUGCCGGUGAUCUUUCCCAAGACGAUGCCGUGCAACAUCUCAAUUCUCUCGUCUCUAGAUUACAAGGUCUCAAGCGGAAGUUGGAAGAUGGGAGUCGGGCUGAGAAUCUUCAAGCGCAGCGGUGUAGGGCCCGACUUGAUCAUUUGGAAUCUGCUGAUGCGGACAAUAUAUCAGAGUGGAAUAAUACGCGGUUGAAGCGAAUACUGGUGGACUAUAUGUUGCGCAUGUCGUACUAUGACACUGCCACAAAGCUUGCUGAAAGCAGUAGCAUACAGGAUCUUGUUGAUAUUGAAAUCUUUUAUGAAGCCAAAAAAGUUAUUGAUGCUCUACGGAAUAAGGAGGUAGCUCCUGCUCUAGCUUGGUGUGCUGAUAACAAGUCUAGGCUUAAGAAGGCCAAGAGCAAAUUUGAGUUUCAGUUGAGACUUCAGGAGUUCAUUGAAUUGGUACGCAGUGACAACAAUGUUCGGGCUGUUAUGUAUGCCCGAAAGUACCUUGCACCAUGGGCAGCUACUUAUAUGAAAGAGCUUCAGAAAGUUUUUGCCACACUGGCGUUUACAAGUAAUACUGGAUGUGAGAUAUACAAGGUUUUAUUUGAACCAAAGCAAUGGGAUUACUUAAUGGAUCAAUUCAAACAGGAGUUUUGUAGGUUAUACGGCAUGACUCUGGAGCCUUUGUUGAAUAUUUAUCUCCAAGCGGGUUUGUCGGCUCUGAAAACUCCAUUCUGUUAUGAGGAUGAUUGUACAAAAGAGGAUCCUCUGUCUCAAGAAAGCUUCCGUAAACUUGCAAUGCCAUUGCCCUUCUCAAAGCAGCAUCAUUCAAAACUUGUCUGCUAUAUAACGAAAGAGCUAAUGGAUACAGAGAACCCACCACUUGUCUUACCAAAUGGCUAUGUUUACAGCACCAAGGCUCUUGAAGAAAUGGCAACUAACAAUAAUGGCAAAAUCACUUGCCCAAGAACAGGUUUGGUUUACAACUAUACUGAAGUCACCAAAGCAUACAUCUCAUAAUAUUUGAGAGGGGUAUCAUUUCUUGUUAAAAUAUGCAUCCAAGCCUCACAACACCAAAUGCAUAUAUUAUAUAUAAUAUAUAAAUAUGCUGCUAAAUGCUAAUCACCUUUCCGUGUUUGUAAUUGUUGUUUGUACCUAAACCAACUACAAAACUUCCCCUUCAUUGGAAAAACAUUUAUUUCAAUGUCCAAAUGUACAGUUGUGCCAAUUUGCUGAAAAGGAAACAUUUUCUUGUUUGA
Molecule: messenger RNA, 1487 nt
Organism: Cynara cardunculus var. scolymus (artichoke)
Lineage: Eukaryota; Viridiplantae; Streptophyta; Magnoliopsida; Asterales; Asteraceae
Product: protein MAEA homolog
Exons: 7
Coding region: 1-1248 (415 amino acids)
Biological process (GO): proteasome-mediated ubiquitin-dependent protein catabolic process
Cellular component (GO): cytoplasm; nucleus; GID complex
Molecular function (GO): ubiquitin protein ligase activity; protein binding
Source: RefSeq, a predicted model, not a curated record